CAAUAAGAUUUAAUUGUCGAAAUAUCCCAACCUGGUUCUAACACAUGUAUGAAAUAACAACAAUUAUGUAACUAAAUGAAGAAGAAAGGUGAUUACAGAUAAGAUACAAGCCACACAAAAUUGAAUCAAACAAGGGAAAAACGAGAUAUAAACAAAAGAUAAUAUGGGGGGACUCAUUAUUCCAUCAAUAGCUAGGUACAUCAAUUAAAUUCGUGAGAUUGUUCAUAUAGCAACUUUGUAAGAAAACAAACUUCAUCGUUCCUAACCAGUGGAUUGAUCAAUCAUUUAAACUCAUUCAGGCAAAAGAUUAUACGGAAUAGUAUAUAUGUUGAUGAUGAAAAUACCUGGAUUAAAAUCAGAUCGAUGCGGCUUAAUGGUGAAGAUGCGGCAAUGAUUAGCUCUUUGUGAAUCGGAAUCGAUCUGUAACUCCCUGUUGCUGAAAUCGGUCGAAUCCCUCUGGCGAAGAUUGAGUCCCUCCCGCAAUGGAAGGAAAAAAAAAGGUUUUGGUGGAGAAUGCAUGUCGGGGUGUGAAUCGCUCGUGUGCAAUCCGGUUUUUGUGGGGAGGAGCAGAUAGUUGUAGGGUGUAAAGUUUCGUGCUGAUAACGUAUUAGAAUAUCAAUGAUAAACAUAUACAACAUUAGAGGAGAGUGGGGAUAUAUAGGAAGACCGGUAUUUUUUGGUACAACAGAAAGAAACGAGCACACCCCAUCUUGAAGGCUCCAAUAUUGAUCGGACAAUUAAUUGAGAGGAAGAUACAAUGGGACAGGAAGUCAGGAACUGAACUGAGCAGGCCGCUCUAAUCACUUCUAGUAACUCGACUUUCUAAAUUGGACCAAAGUACGAAAACAAAUCAACAAAAGGUUAGGACCAAGUUGUGGGUACUGGGUAGGACUUCUUAGGAGUGAUUAAAAAAAAUGCUCCUGAGAAUAAAACAUACUAUCAAAUGCGAAAUCAAAUGCGAACAAGUAAAUUUUAAUAUCAAAAUAUUAUUUAUUUGAUUUUAUAAAAAGUAUAAAACUUCUUCAAAUUAGGAUAAGUGAUGAAUGAAAAAUGACAUGUAUAUUACUAACAGAAUUUCUUCAGAUAAAAAUAUGAAUAGCUAUGUUUUGGACAAAAAUAUAACACAUCGAAUACGAGUAACGGGACAAGAAUCACUAUAGUAUUUUAGAGUGAGAAGACACUAGUAGAUGAUGAGUCACUAGAAACUAAUUAAUGAAUAUGUCACUUGUUAGAACUUUUUUAAAAUAAGUCAUACUUUUAUCUUUUGAAUUUCAAAUGAAUGUCACUUUCUUGAAUUUUUUUAAAGUCAUAUUUUUACCUUUUGAAUUUCAUUGGGCAGCAUUCAUGGAAAGGCCCAAGUGAAAAUUAUUUUAGAAAGAAAAUAAUCACAUGUGUGCACUUCAUGACUCCAUCUAUAUGUACUCAAAUCCAAGGAAUUCUCUCAUUUUUGAAUAGCACACACAAGUACUCAACAUAAAAAAAGCAGCAAACUCGAAACCUGAACAAACUAACAUGACCAAAACUAAAAUUGGUAUUACCAUCAACGGCUCGUUUUACAAACUAAGAUGCAGAGCUUAAACUUUUAACCAACUCAAGUACUCAACCAUCCCAUGCCCAUUUCAAUCUAACCAAAAGAAUUAAGCAAUAGCCGACCAAGCCCAUAAUAACGAACGCCUAAUUUUAAGUCUACAAUCGAGAAUCUAAUCAGAGACUGAAUUGUAGCAUUCAGAAAUCAACUACUACUAGAUUGCCAUUUCGGAACAAGAAUUCUUCCAUUUGGCAACUCUGACCUGCUUAUCAACAAAACAGCUUUUAAAAAAUAAACAUUUAAUUUACUUAUUUGGUUGAAUCCAUCCUACCAGACGCUUUUCCUUUUAGCAAAUUGAGCCGUUUAAAUCAAAUAAACCUCGCCAAACAAGCACUAUAUCAAUUAACACAAUCAUCAUUCUCAUAGUUCAUUACUCUCAGUCUUAUAGUCUGAUAAUCACAUUACCAUUUACAGUAUAACAUAUGUUGUCCAUGGUUAUUCUCUUCCAUCUCCGCCCCAUCACAAAUACAAUAAUAGAAAGGAUUUGUCAUAGGAAAAGUACAUAUAUUAUUUGCCACUGAAAAUAAGGGUGCAUCCAAUUUUUCUGUUUUGGAAUUAUGGAACUGUGAUAAUAUGCCCAGACAAGAACCGUUUGAAAGGGAAUCAGACUAAGACUAUAAUCCAAACAAGUCUAAUCCGGAAAAGACCAGUCCUGGACCCAACUGGAUAAUCUUUAUUUAUAUUUUGUUUUUAGUUUUAAAGGACUAGUCAUGAAAAAUCGUUAACAUUAUUGGUGCAAUGUUUAUAAUUGUAUACUACUCAUGUUUUUACUUGGACUGAAAUUUGUUGGUCUGGUCUGGUUUGAACUUAUGUCUGGUCUCUGGUCUCUGUGUAUUUUAUAACUAUUCAAGUCUGGUCUGGUCUGAAUUGAUUUAGUCUGGGACUGAAAACAGUCCUAGAAAAAACAUCCUACAUCUCCAAGUAGUUUAGUACCUCAUUAUGUGUUAGGAAUCUGCCUAUUGAGUAUUUCAAUAGGGUAUUUGAAAGGAGAAAUAAAAGGGGCUGAGGUCAUUUAAGUGGGCUGGGGUCAUUUAAUGAGCCUGUUUAUCUAUUUGAGUCCUGGCGUGGACCUACUACUAUAAAUAAUAAGUUGGGUAGCUAAUAAUAGGUAGACUGUUAUUUUGAGAAUUGUUGCCUUGUUGCCUAAGUCCCGGUUGCCUAAGAAGUCCCUGUCCCUGUCCCGGAGUUUCCUACGGAUUACCCUAUCAAUAAACUGCAGUUUCUCUACUUUCAGAUUAGAUCGGUGUUGCUUGUUACUGUUUGUGCUCAGAUUAUUACCAGGUUCCUAUCAAUGGUAUCAGAGCAAUCGCUCCUGGGGAUCACAAGUGAAGUGCGACGGCAGUAGCGUUUCUCGUUUCAGCAUCGUUGUGAGGAAGCGACUGCAACCUAGUUUUUUUUUCUCUGAAGUGGAUGGUAAAAACGAGAUCCAAAAUGGAACAACGCAUGGAAGCCUUUGAGCGGGAGAUGAGAGCUACCAUCGCGAAUCUCACUGUUGCGAUGAAUGAGCAAAUCCAGAACAGCAUCGCUACAUCCAUGGCAGCUUAUCAGAACAGGAGGGAUCCGUCUAGAGGGAGAUCGCGAUCACCGCAUCACCGUUCCCCUCAUCACCGUCGAUCACGAUCACCACAUCACCACCUAUCGCGAUCACCGCACAGCCCAGAGUACUCGAGAGGUAAUUCUGUACACUCUCCCAUCCCUACUCGCAGAGUCCAUACUGGUCGGAAGGUGGAUCUGCCAUUGUUUAAUGGAGUAGGCGCCUAUAACUGGUUAGUAAGAAUGGAGCGCUACUUUAGAUUGAAUAAAACAGAGGAGGAAGACAAGGUUGAGGUUUCAAUGGUGGCUAUGGAUGAUAGGGCCUUGAAUUGGUUUCAGUGGUGGGAACAACAGGCCGAGGAGAUAACCUGGGAAAAUCUGAAGGAUGCGGUUAUCCGUAGGUUCCAACCCGACUUAUUGCAGAAUCCCUAUGGAGCCAUGUUGAGCCUGAAACAGACUGGAACUGUGGAGGAUUAUCGGGAUGAGUUUGAGAAGGUAAUAGCUACACAGAAGAACAUAGACAGGGGUAUGCUGAGAGGCAUUUUUAUCAAUGGCCUCAAGGAUGAAAUCAAGGCUGAACUGAAACUCUUCAAUGGCAAAUCUCUAGCUGCUACCAUGGACAGGGCCCAAGCGAUUGAGAAGAAAAAUGAUGCUAUUUACACUAAGGGUAAAACUACAGAGAAACUGGAAGGAAGGGACAAGGGAUCCAUGAACUAUAGACAACCUGUUUGGGGUGAGGGAUACAAGCCAAAAGCUGGAAGUUCAGGAUCCCAGACUGGUGGUAUAAAGAAUUCAGGACAGCAAGGCACUCAACCUUGGUUUACUCCCGAUGGGAAGAGGGAAACUGAAAUAAAUUUCCCAGACAUAAGAAGAGUAGGGCCACAGCUGACACAAGAAGAAUACCAAGAUAGAAGCCGGAAGGGACUUUGCUUCAAAUGUGGUGAAAGAUGGGGAAGAGGGCACUCUUGCAAAAUGAAGAAUUACAAACUGAUUUUAGUGGAGGAUUCCGAUGGAGAAGAGGAAAUAGUUAACCCAGAAGGGGUAAUCCCCGAAGAAGAAAAGAUCACCAUGGAAUUUAAGUCCAUGCAAUUGUCCUUCAUGAACCAGGACGGAAAACCCUCUACGAGGGCUUUUAGGGUUCAGGGGAUUCUGAAAUGGGCUAAGGGAGAGAAGCUAGUGGAUGUUCUAAUUGAUAGUGGGGCCUCACACAACUUCAUAUCCCAGAAAGUGGUAGAGCAGUUAACCCUCCCUUAUCAGACCGUUGCUGGCUACCAAGUGCAGCUUGGGAAUGGUGAUAGGGUCUUCAACAAGGGCAGGUGUGAAAAACUCAUUCUAAGCUUGCGGGGAGCUGUCAUUCAACAAGAUUUCUACAUGCUGGAGUUGGAGGGAGCUGACUUGGUUCUUGGCAUGGAUUGGUUGACUGGAUUAGGGGAUGUGGAGAUUAACUUUCAGAAGCAGAGCAUAAAGUGGCAUCAUCUGGGGAUAAGUCAGUCAAUUCAAGGGGAUCCUAAGUCAAACUCUAUGGAGGUAUCUCUGAAGACCACGUCACAAACUGUACAGGAGAAUGGUGUGGGCUAUCUUAUCUACUGGGAAGGCAGAAAAUGGGAUGGAGAGGGAAUUCAGCUGAAGGAUUCCAAGUUGGAAGGAAUUGAGGGGAAGAGGAAAAUUGAUUACACAGUUGAAGUUGAUAUGGGAGUUCGUAUAAGGGUUCAAACUGGUUUGUUCCUGGAUCCAUUUAGAGCUGCAACGCCUCAUAGCAGGACUGCCUUAGAACCCUUACAUGAAGAGGUUGGUUACAAGGAGGAGGCUUCAAGUGUAAUUCCAGGGAAUUUUUAUACCCAGUUUCUGCCCCUGUUGGCUGUGGAAAAUGUGAUGAUGAAAGUGAAAGAAAUGAAGCUCCCAGAGCAGAAAACCAAGAGGUACUGGGAAGGAAGAGGUUCCAGGAUGAAGAGGAAGUUCAAGAUCAAGGUUGUGUCUUAUUACCCACCUUGAGGGCAAGGUGGUUAAUUAGGGGGGGAGUAAUGUUAGGAAUCUGCCUAUUGAGUAUUUCAAUAGGGUAUUUGAAAGGAGAAAUAAAAGGGGCUGAGGUCAUUUAAGUGGGCUGGGGUCAUUUAAUGAGCCUGUUUAUCUAUUUGAGUCCUGGCGUGGACCUACUACUAUAAAUAAUAAGUUGGGUAGCUAAUAAUAGGUAAGACUGUUAUUUUGAGAAUUGUUGCCUUGUUGCCUAAGUCCCGGUUGCCUAAGAAGUCCCUGUCCCUGUCCCGGAGUUUCCUACGGAUUACCCUAUCAAUAAACUGCAGUUUC
Molecule: messenger RNA, 5425 nt
Organism: Cuscuta europaea
Lineage: Eukaryota; Viridiplantae; Streptophyta; Magnoliopsida; Solanales; Convolvulaceae
Source: the annotation of a GenBank genome assembly